This is a messenger RNA of Paraphaeosphaeria sporulosa, 2298 nucleotides long. RefSeq lists its product as uncharacterized. Lineage: Eukaryota; Fungi; Ascomycota; Dothideomycetes; Pleosporales; Didymosphaeriaceae. The record is from RefSeq and is a predicted model, not a curated record. Gene Ontology annotation, biological process: regulation of DNA-templated transcription. Gene Ontology annotation, molecular function: RNA polymerase II transcription regulatory region sequence-specific DNA binding; DNA-binding transcription factor activity, RNA polymerase II-specific; zinc ion binding. Gene Ontology annotation, cellular component: nucleus. The transcript has 7 exons. The coding region runs from base 308 to 1891 and encodes 527 amino acids.
GGCAAGAUCUUUCCACGUAGAAUGGCGCGAUGCUCCUACCGGUGCGGACCGGUGGAGACCUCGGCUAGCGCCCGACCUUGUGAGGCGCAACAAACUCCAGCCUCAGCACUCGCGUGCCGAUGAAACAUCGCUCCACCAUCCAGCAUUCGUCGCCACAGAGCUCCCUGUGCCACCGUCCAACGUGCUGAGGCGACCGCCCUGCUUGAUUUGCUUUUUCCUGUGCGCCCGCCCGAGCGCGACCUCUGUAGAACCCGUGCGCAGCCCGGGGCAUCUCCCAGCGCUGAAAACACGUGCAGCGCCAACGUUGAUGACCGACGAGACACAGAAGUCCAAUGGCUCCGCUGCGGCCAGCGCGACAGCAUCUAAAAGCACGGACCAUGGCAAGAAUACCGACAGAUCAACGGUAGCCAAGAGCGCAUCCCCAUCCAAAGACAGGGGCACAUCUGCACCCGGCUCCGACAUCCCGACGAAAACUCCAAAGAAGCGUAGAAAGGUCAAUCAUGCGUGCAUAUACUGCAGACGUUCGCAUAUGACCUGUGACCUUGAACGACCAUGCACGCGGUGUAUCAAGAGAAAUAUUGGACACCUCUGUCACGAUGAGCCACGCGAAGGGGUCAAGAAGUCCAAAACAGACCCGGAGAGCUCGAAUGGCGACAAUUCCAGCUCCAAGCACGAGGCAACGCCAGCCGAUGGCGCUGUGAAUCCCAUGGCCCAACAGACCACUGCUCCAGAUGCAGGCCUGACCCUUGCGCCGCCUCCUCCUCCUGUGCCUCCUCCAGACAGAGGUGCCAACGCAGCAGCGCUCGCCCAGCCUGUGCCCGUGUCUGCGCCACAGCUGCCAGCGCUGACCUCUCAGAGCCCGUCUCUGCUUAACUACAAUGACUGGAACGCACCGUCCAACAAUAGCUUUCAAGACAUGCAUCAGUUCCAUCCUUCAUAUAAUUUUGGCGCAUCCGAGAUCAGUAACGAGUUCAAUCUACUCAACGACUUCCUCAAUAGUAACCUCAUGGAGGACGGCAACAUGUAUGGAAGUGGUGAUUUCCACCAAUUAUUCUCCGAUGCUUCUUUGAUGAACCCUAUGGGAACCCUUACCAACAACACGCCUUUCAAUCCAAGUGCGUCCAGUAGUUCACAACUGCUACCGCCACCGGCUCAGACGGCUUCCGGUAACUCAAUGCAAAAACCAACGAGCGCCUUUCCGCUGGAGAAAGCGCGAGAAAAGUAUUACAUGACAGCAGCCGACCCUGCGGGUACGGACAGUCCUGAGGAACGUAUGAACAAGCUACUCAAAGCCAAGAUGGAUGCCGGUCUGCUAAAGCCGUUCAACUAUGUUAAGGGCUACGCACGGCUCAACCAGUACAUGGAGCAGAACCUUCAAUCGAUAUCACGUGUGCGCAUACUGCGACAACUCGACAGAUUCAGGCCAAAGUUCCGCGAGCGCGUACAGUCUUCUACCGACGUGGAUCUUGUGCGUAUCGAAAUCUGGUUCGAUAGAAGCUUGAUGGAAUACGACCGCGUUUUCGCCAGUAUGGCUAUCCCGGCGUGUUGCUGGCGGAGGACGGGAGAGAUUUAUCGCGGGAACAAGGAAAUGGCGAACCUGAUACACGUUCCCAUGUCCAGGUUGAGAGACGGCAAUAUCGCUCUGCAUGAGAUCCUCGCCGAGCCCUCGCUAGUGUCAUACUGGGAGAAGUUUGGCGCGAUUGCGUUUGACAACAACCAGAAGGCGAUAUUGACGAGCUGCUCGCUCAAAAAUCCGGACCCGAAUUCGAAAGACCCUGAAAUUCGGUGCUGCUUCUCUUUCACGGUGAAGCGCGAUACGCUCAACAUCCCAUCUCUGAUUGUAGGCAACUUCCUGCCUAUGCUGGAACCUAAUCCGCCGCCGACUACAUGAUGUCCCCAGCAAUUGUACGAUUGAACGAGUCCUCGGAUACGGACGGUAGCUUGCAUUCAGAUCGAGCUGCACGGCACAAGACGGGUAAUCGUAAUUCUGUCACUUCCUUGUAAUAAGUCGUUCUUCAUACUCCAUGAUUGCAUAGUCGGCGCGCGGGCGUCAGAAUCAUCAUGUCCUGCUUUGGGAUACUGCACUCAGUGUUCUUCGGACUGGUCUGGAUUUUAGGUCUUCUUCAGGCUGUUUCUGUUGUUAGUUUUCUCGCCAAAAUUUACAUGCAGGGCACCAGAUCAUGGGACAGAUGAGACCAAGGGUUCGUAAUGCAUUGCAAGGGGUAACACGGAAAUUGGGAUAAUUUCUAUGUAUUCUAUUGCUUGAUCAUCUCUGCUUUUAUGAUACCUGCUUCCACG